UCCGCCCGGCCCGGACAGGAAGGGAAGGGAAGGGAAGAUGGCGGUGAAUAGCGAGGUUCAGGACAUUCCUUGCAGCAGUGGAGAGCCUGCAAUUUCAGCAGCAAAGCGGGAGGAAAGACUGAAGAGAUUCAGAGAUCUGCACCUUAAGAGGAAUGAAUCUCGGAAAUUGAAUCAUCAGGCUGUGGCGGAGGAGGACAGAAUCCUGAAACUACCAGCUAACUGGGAGUCUAAAAAAGCACGAUUGGAGUGGGAACUAAAAGUGGAAGAGAAAAAAAAGGAGUGUCUGGAGAAGGGAGAGGAUUAUGAACGAGUUAAACGGUUGGAAAUAAGUGCUGAUGAUGCAGAGCGAUGGGAAAGGAAGAAAAAAAAGAAAAAUUCAGAUCCAGGAUUUUCAGACUUUGCAGCUGCUCAGUUCCGCCAGUAUCAGAGAUUAGUGAAGCAGAUUAAACCAGACUUGGAGGAAUAUGACAAGCAGAAGGAUGAUGCUGGGGAGGAGUUCUACGCAACUGCAAACAGUCUAAUACACGGCACUCAUGUCCCAUCCAAAGCAGGUGUGGACAGGCUGGUGGCAGAUGUUGAAAAACAAAUUGAGAAGCGUGCCAAAUAUAGCAGACGUCGCCGUUACAAUGAUGAUGCUGACAUUGACUAUAUCAACGAAAGGAAUGCCAAUUUUAACAAGAAGGCAGAACGCUUCUAUGGAAAAUACACUGCAGAGAUCAAGCAAAAUUUGGAGAGAGGAACUGCUGUCUGACAUCUUUUUCUAAAAGAUUCAAAUCGCUUAUGCGCUCAAGCUAUGUAGAAAUUAUGAUAUUUUUAUCCCAGACAGGUGUACAAAUUCAACCUUUUUACUAAUGUUGCAAAAUAUAUGAUGUGAUGAACAUCUCUUAUGAUGUAUAACAGAGAAUCCAUAUUCAUAUCAUUUACUGGAAUAUGUUUUGCUGAUGACUGCUAAGGUUUAUAAAGUGUCCCUGGAUUAUAUCUCCAUGCAGUGUGUUUUUUGUCACUUUUGCUUUGGAUUAUCAAACAAUUAAUACUGUUUGGUUUUUGUUAUAUAUUCAUUAUUCAAAAGGAAGUUUGGUAUAAUGUCUAAGAUGAUUUCUCGACUGAUUACCAUUUCUUGUUUCUCAUGAAGAUUGAAGAUAUAUUGUUGAGUAAAGCUUGCUUUUAUCAGUCAUGAAGCUAUUUUAGUUCCAAACUUUUACAAAAUAUACAUGAAUAUAAAUGUAAAGUUUUUGUAAAUAUAUUCAUCAGAAAACAAUGGUCACUGGACACCAAUCUGUGCUGUUGAAAGUCACUUUUCUGUAAAAUUUAUUCGAUGUAAAUAUCCUUGUAAUAGUGCAUAAUAAAUUGUAUAGAUUUAAC
This is a messenger RNA of Stegostoma tigrinum, 1362 nucleotides long. RefSeq names its product SYF2 pre-mRNA-splicing factor (gene syf2). The transcript has 7 exons. Lineage: Eukaryota; Metazoa; Chordata; Chondrichthyes; Orectolobiformes; Stegostomatidae. The coding region runs from base 38 to 751 and encodes 237 amino acids. The record is from RefSeq and is a predicted model, not a curated record. Gene Ontology annotation, cellular component: post-mRNA release spliceosomal complex; catalytic step 2 spliceosome; Prp19 complex.